Molecule: messenger RNA, 3740 nt
Organism: Gadus macrocephalus (Pacific cod)
Lineage: Eukaryota; Metazoa; Chordata; Actinopteri; Gadiformes; Gadidae
Exons: 4
Coding region: 665-2854 (729 amino acids)
Source: RefSeq, a predicted model, not a curated record
AAAAGAGUGCCGGCCCCUCGUACUCCACUCUGGCUUCACGCAGGCACUCGGCGUCAGCAGAAAAAGUGCUAAUGUGAUCAAGAUGGAAGCGGUGCGUGGAGCUUUUCUGCCGCUCCGUCUCGCCUGCGCUCUCACGGCCUGGCCGUCUCCUGGGCCCCGGCUUCUCAGCGUCUGCCCAGCGGCACACGCGUCUACCAAAGCGACCCGGGACGGCUUGAAGUUUGUUGUUUACGCGACCGUGAUUUAAGGGCCGCAGGCAUGUCAGAGUCCGAGCGAUGGAUGGAAGGAUUUGCCGUGACCCCAAACUCUUGAGUGAUCGUUUUUUAAAGAGAGUCGUUGCAGAUUUCUGGAUCUUCUUGCCUUUUAGAUAUCUCAUCGCCCUGGAUGUCCGAUCUACCGCUUUGAAACAGAUUCAUGGGCGUUUGUAUUGGACAACGCUGUGUUUGAAUACAAGCCAGGCAGUAAAGCAGAGUUUUAUUAUUUGAAGUGUGGUGGUGGUGUUGGCGGUGGUCGGUGGGGCUUUUACCUCGGAGGGUCGGAGGUCAAGUCCUGUUGAAGUUGGCUCUUCUCUCCUCAGGAAUAAAAAGGAACGGGCGGAGCUGAGUGUAUCUGGUCCUCCGGUUGGUCACGGCCCAUGGCUUAGCAGCGGAGGAGGUUGUUGACCAUGCCAGUAGCCAUGCGGAAACGGAGCUGGGAGGAGCACGUGACCCAUCGCUCGGGGUUACCGUACAGCUUUGAUGACCUGGACCUGGUCUGCUGUCGUAGCACCGGCCCCGGCCCCGGUGACGGCUCUAAACACGGCCGCCAGGUGCGUUGCGCGUCCAUGCCGGAGUGCCACCACCACCGGCCGGCGCCGGACGGGAUUCCAAGGGGGAGCGACGCUGCGGCGUCUGUGGUCGGGGACGCAAGGCUUCUUUGCGAGACGCGGGAAGAUGCAGUCGGAGAGGUUGACACUGGCUGUUCAGGGGACGGGCCGGAGGAGAGUGGAGUCCUUGAGUCGCCCGGGUCACAGGGUCCCCUAGGCUCGCCGAGGGAGGCCGCUUCCAGCCCGGACUCCAAAGAUAGACUAUCGAGCCUCACAGUUAUUAACGGCACAGUCGAUAGUGGUUGUGAAAUCAGUCGUUUUGGAGACGGUACGGAACACGGCGACAGCGAUGGAGUCGCUGACGGCGGUCGCAGCGGUGGCAGUGACGGCGACGUGGUCGCUGGUGCAAGUAUGGUUUCCGAGGAGCCACAGCAGCAACCGUGCAUGUCUAUUAGUCUAGACAAUGGGUCUCUAGCGUCCGCGCUUGCCGUUAAUCAGACUUAUGAUUAUUAUGAAACAAUGGAGAGCCAAACAGAUGGCCGGGGCGAGCCUUGCGAGCCCCCGGGCGCCACGCUGACCUAUUCUGCUGAACCAGAAUCCGAUGCUGUCCCUCCCAACACCGAGAGACAGGAGGAAAUCUUCCCCGCGUCUCACGCCGGGAUGAAUUACAGUCUAUCUUCAGGUGAGGCGUGCCGCUUAUCCGACCCGGCGGAAGAUAGCGACGGAUGGCUGCGGGCUAACCGGGUUACGGAGCAGACGGUGACCGAUGCCGCGGAAGAGGAAUGCAGCGCAGCAGGAACAGAACGCAGGAGCGUAGAUGCUGUCGAUAAGGUAAAAGGAUUAGAUCUCCCCGCAACACUGGUGGCUGAAAGUCAGGCGGCACCUUCACCUCCGGCGGCGUCAGAGGGACCCGCGGUGGAGGAGGUGGAUCACAGUUCUGAUAGCCUGGCUUUCCACCACAGUGUGUUGGCGCUGCAUGACGUUGGGAUCGCAGAGAUGGAUCAGAACCGAGAAGAGGAUAGGGCUGAAGUCAACGGCCAGGCUGAAGUCAACCAGAGUUCAUCGACGGCUGGUGGAAUGCAUGUUAAAGUUCAAUGCUGCACCGAGGGAAUCAAUGGCCAUGUGUUAUCUGAACAACAACUGGACAGUGGACUAGUAACAAACACCAUUCAGUGUGAGGAGGAAAAUAUGGAAAACAAGUCCUCUGUGAAUCUCGACGGGAGCCCAGUAUCCCAUGACUUGACCUUUUCAGAGAGCCAAACCAAAUCUCAACCCGGACCGCUAGAGAACAGCGUGUCAAAACUGGACACGAUUCUCGAGUUUAACUCUUCCGAGUCGGACGACAAUCCAACGCCGAAGACACCCACGAAUAACGCCUUGAGUCUCGCCGACGCGCCAUUGGAUCAACAACCCACCAAUAUGGACUCAAAGCAAAACACCACCACCCUCCAGAGACCUCAGACAGAGGCUUCAGCACGGGUGGUGGAGGAUGACCUCACACCACAUGGACUCCCUGGCAACCGAGCCUCUGGCUGUUACCUAGGUGAGCCACCUGCCCGCGAUGGGCCAGAUGGUCAGAGCAAACACCGCGGCUCAGACACCACAUGCUCCACAUUUGAGGAGAUGGAGGAGACGGAGGCAGCGCAGGCGGCCGCUGCACAUUGCGGCCCUCAGGGGCCGACUCCUGGUCCCCACGAGAUGAGUGAUUCUGAGGACCUGAAGGAUGACAGCGCGGUGAAGAUGCGGGUUAAAAAGCGGGAUAGUCCCCGCCUGGACUCCAUGGUGCUGCUGCUGAUGAAGCUGGACCAGUUGGACAAGGAGAUUGAUAACGCUCUCAGUGCCACCUCUUCCAUGGACAGCACCCCCACCCCACGCAGGAGACACCUGGAUAUGGAUCCAGGGUCUCAAACUGGCAACCCUUCCCAGGAGACCCUUGUAUCUGCUGCUCCAUCGAAACCCCAUCUUGGCGCCAAACCCAAGACAUCGGUGAGUACGGUGCUGCCUUCAAGACCUGCUUUGCAUCAAACACCACACAUAAGUCUUCAGUAAUUUGGCAGACACCAUUCAGAAGACACCCAAGCAAAUCACAAUGAACACUUGGGGAACCAAGAUUCCCUGAGUUAGGCCGUCUUGCUCAAGGAUGAACAAGGGAUUGACCCCAUUACCUUUGUGCUGGGCGUUGACCAUCCUAGCCUCUACAGUACCCAGCCCCUAUGGACGAGCAAUUGCUCUGUCAUCUGGUGAAGUCCGGUGGUUGUACUUCUUGAUUGAGAGACGAUGCCUGGCUUCCUCUUUCAGCUCUUGGUCUGGGCUGUGUGACAGGGGAGGUGGAGUCCCUGGCCUCACAGUUGAUCAAGCGGCACCAGGCUUUCAUAACGGCCCUGCUCUGUGAUUGGUCUGGUGCCUUCCGUUGUGCUCUGGGGCCCCGGGGGCCGUUAUACACUCCUGACUUCCACUGCAAAGUCUCUGCUCUAUCAGUCUUCAUUAAGAGUGGCCUGGUGUGUGUGUGUGUGUGUGUGUGUGUGUGUGUGACGUGUGUGUGUGUGUGUGUGUGUGUGUGUGUGUGUGUGUGUGUGUGUGUGUGUGUGUGUGUGUGUGUGUGUGUGUGUGUGUGUGUGUGUGUGUGUGUGUGUGUGCAUUAUUUACUUAUGAAACACUCUGACACACAUAUCAACACACUCAUUAUGAAACACUAUUUUACACACACACACACACACACACACACACACACACACACACACACACACACACACACACACACACACACACACACACACACACACACACAGCACUAUCACACACUCAGGGUGACUUGCGUAUUGGAGGAAUGUUUCCAGGCACUUAGAGCUUAGCCGAGCAGACGGUAAACUCUAUAAUUAGCAAGUUCUGGGGUCUAGAUCCCCUCUGCUCCAACAAAGAGGUCAGAAGGGGUGGU